Symsagittifera roscoffensis is the source of this 1154-nucleotide messenger RNA. RefSeq lists its product as uncharacterized. Lineage: Eukaryota; Metazoa; Xenacoelomorpha; Acoela; Convolutidae. The record is from RefSeq and is a predicted model, not a curated record. The transcript is spliced from 5 exons. Bases 182 to 877 code for a protein of 231 amino acids.
UAUAGCUGUUUUAUAUAUUCCACCUGUAUUUGAUCGACUGAUGAUUAAUUUAUAAACUGUAUUUGAUGUUCCCAUUCUACAUAUGGGAUAUCAAAAAAAUUUGAAACAGACAUUUGGCUUUGUUUGUUUACAUUAGCAGUCGAGCCUCCAUUUUUAACAGUAAUCUAGCAGCUCAAGAACAAUGGCGGCCCUUUCAACUAAUCCUUACCUGGAGACCAAGUUCAACAACCCCCCUCUGGCUCGUCCUGACCCCUUACAACUACAGAGGUCACACACUAUGGACAUCAUGCCCCUGAAGAGGAUCACGGGGGUGAAGAUGGACGGACACAUGUACAACCCCAGACUGCCCUCUCUGAGGCGGAUUGAGAUGGACCACCAGUUGGGAAAGCUGCCCUACGAGCACUGCAGAAAUACUACGUGGCUUACCAAACGCGAGUUUGAAAACCCGACAGUGAAGAUAUUCGAAGACCGUCAAUUCAACAAGCAGAUCUUCAGGCAGUCUUCAGCUGGAACUCAAGGCAGUUCCCCCGAAGGAGCCCUGUAUUUCAACUCCCCGCGAGGAGACGGGGGAGUAGGGGCGAGUAUGACUCAUCGGGUUCCGAGUGCCAAUGGGGUGAGUAGAGCGGAGAUUGCAAGACGGGAGAUGGAGAACAUGGUUAAGGAACAGGAGAGGUUCUCGAACUAUUUGGCCGCUAAUCUAAAUGUGCAGGCAGCACCGCCAGAAAAUUCACUUCCACCGUUGCGACACGCGCAAACUCUGAAGGACGAGCCAGGUGUAGACUGGAGAGGUCAGUUGCCUGUGGCAGCCAGGGCUCUGGAUAAGCACAGAACUCUAACAAACAACCACUACAGUGUGGCUAACACGUCUUGGAGAUGAGAUCAUAGUACGAAACAAAACGUUCAAAUCAUGGCAGCUUCGCUUUACUCGAACUAAAAAAAACUCUGUGAACUAUUUGCGAGUUAUGAAUUAACAUCUCUCUCCGUGUGGAAAAGAAAGGCUCCACAAAAUACGGGACAUCUUUCGUGUUGCUCUUGAUCUUGAAACUGAAGUAGAUGCGUCUCUUUGUCACACUCGCUGACUGUAUUCGUAGAGUCACACGUUUCACGUUUUUGUCAAAGUUGUAAUGCUCUUCACUUGUGCUAAAAUUACAAUA